AUGAUAAGACACACUGCCUCACAGUCGCUUUCCAAGAAGGAGCAAACUAUGAAUAUUAUGUCAAUACGAGGCUCGGUUUCAAGCAUCUUCUUGCAUGGUAAUUGCAUAUUGCGACAUUCUCGGCUUUCCCCAUCCCGCCCAAGUGCCUCCUCACAUUGUCAACGGGUUCCCAACAGUACAGUAAGGCUAGCCGCACCCCACCAUCAUCACAUCGCGACAACUUCAGCCAUGGCGGAUCGCUUCAAGCUCGUGUACACCGUUCCAGCCUCCCACCUGGCGGUGACCAAGGACGCCGUUUUCAAGACUGGCGCCGGCGUCUACGACAAUGGCAAAUACGUCCAGGUCGCGUUCGAGCUCAUUGGCUCCGGCCAGUUCAUGCCUGUUGCUGCCGCCGGAGCGGAUCCUCACACUGGCGCUGUCGAUAAUCUUGAGAAAGUCCUCGAGUACCGCGUCGAGGUUCUAUGUGUGGGGCGAGAUGUCACCAAGGCUGCGGUCGACGCUCUGAAAAGCGCCCAUCCAUACGAGGUUCCGGCGUACGAGGUGUACAAGUUGGAAGACUUCUAA
Molecule: messenger RNA, 564 nt
Organism: Colletotrichum higginsianum IMI 349063
Lineage: Eukaryota; Fungi; Ascomycota; Sordariomycetes; Glomerellales; Glomerellaceae
Product: Structural toxin protein
Exons: 3
Coding region: 1-564 (187 amino acids)
Source: RefSeq, a predicted model, not a curated record